Messenger RNA from Geodia barretti, 1048 nucleotides. The record is from the annotation of a GenBank genome assembly. NCBI's taxonomy places the organism in Eukaryota, Metazoa, Porifera, Demospongiae, Tetractinellida, Geodiidae.
CAGGUCCGUCAGUUCCCGCCGCCGGUUUUCCAUGCCCUGCAGCUUGGGCGGCAGCAUGCCCGCGUCGAUCCGCACCUUGCUGCCCGCCUCGUCCAUGAAGUCGAUGGCCUUGUCCGGCAGCUUGCGGUCGCUGAUGUAGCGGUCGCUCAGGCGCACCGCCGCCGCGAUGGCCCCGUCGGUGAUGGUCACCCGGUGGUGGGCUUCAUAGCGGGGUUUCAGCGCCUCCAGGAUGGACAGCGCCUGCUCCGGCGUCGGCUCCUCCACGUACACCGGCUGGAACCGCCGCGCCAGCGCCGGGUCCCGCUCGAUGUGUUUGCGGUACUCGUCCAGCGUCGUCGACCCGAUGGCCUGCAACUCGCCCCGCGCCAGCGCCGGCUUGAGCAUGUUGCUUGCAUCCAGGCCGCCCUCGCCGCCUCCCGCGCCCACCAGCGUGUGCAUCUCGUCCAGGAAGACGAUCACUUCGCCAUUGGACGACGUCACCUCGUCGAUAACCGACUUCAACCGCUCCUCGAACUCCCCACGAAACUUGGCCCCUGCCACCAGCCGGCCCAUGUCCAGCGCCAUCACCCGCUUGUUGUGCAGCGAGUCGGGCACGUCGUCGCAGAUGAUCUUGCUGGCCAGGCCCUCGGCAAUGGCCGUCUUGCCCACGCCCGCCUCGCCGAUCAACACCGGGUUGUUCUUGGUGCGCCGGGUUAGGGUCUGCAUCACCUGCCGGAUUUCCUGGUCGCGCCCCACCACCGGGUCCAGCUUGCCGACGCGCGCCAGCUCGGUCAGGUCCACGCUGUACUUCUCCAGCGAGCGGUAGCGCUGCUCCGCGUUCUGGUCGUCCACCCGGUGCGACCCGCGCAGCUUCUGCAUCGCCUGCCGCGCGGAAUCGCCGGCGUCCUCCCGGGCCGCCGCCACCAGCAGGUGCUCCACGCUGAUGAACUGGUCCUUCAGCCGCUGGGCCUCCUCGUCCGCCAGCUGUAGCAUCCGCUGUAGCCGUGGCGUGAUGAAGAUCUGUUGCGAGCCCGAGACCACUUUCGGCACGCCGUCCAGCGUCUGGUGC